Triplophysa rosa is the source of this 498-nucleotide messenger RNA. RefSeq lists its product as uncharacterized. The transcript has 4 exons. Lineage: Eukaryota; Metazoa; Chordata; Actinopteri; Cypriniformes; Nemacheilidae. The record is from RefSeq and is a predicted model, not a curated record.
AUGCAUAACGUUCAGGCCAUUUGUAAAGCUAGUUUCCUGUGCCCAAGUCGAGUUCUGCAGGAGAAUGACAUUACGCUUGCGCCCUUCCUGCACCGUGAAGAUAUAAAUAACGCGUGCCCCUUUGUUUCAUACAACACACAAGAAUACAAAUCCAGAAAUCUCUAUCGCUGUACCAAUUUAAAAACUGCAACUUGUGCACCGAAGGAACAACCUAAAGUAGAAAAUAAUUAUAAUGCCCUUUAUGAAAUAAACAGGUAGGAGAAUUAUUUAAGUAGGCUAUUGGCCUCAAAUGUUGGGUCGGAUCUUAUUCCCCCCCGACCCCCCCCCCCCAGAGCAGCAGAACUAGCAGCCCUGGAGGAUCUGCGCUUAAGCGUUUAAGUGAGUUACAUUUCCAUAUCUCCUAGUACUGUGGGUGGAAGCUUAACCCUGGAGGAGGUCAGAGUAAAACAACAACAAGAGAUGCAAAUCAGGAGACACAAACAGGUAAGACCAGAAUGA